UAAAGAUCUGCGACUGCGCAGAGAUCUGUUUACAAAAUGCAUAACGCGGUAGCACAGGGUGGUGUUUGAACAGGAGUGAUCACAAUCUGGCUAUAAACGAUUUGAUACUGAAACGUGACCUUACGUAAGAGGCGCGUGUGGGCUGGGCUCUGUGAGGCUGAGCAAGAGGAAAGUUUGACAGCAGCAGCUGACCGAGAGAGGGUUACCACAGAAACGCGAUACAAAUCAAAAUAUCAUCAGUAUUUCCACUAAACACAUAAACAUUUGACCUUUGGACGUUUAGAUAUAUUUCUGGAAGCACAAGGGAUCAUGGCUAAAAUGCAGUGCACGAGAUACUCCCUGUACUGGGAGGAGACUGAGUGCCUGAGCUACUAUGAGAUGUUGUCCCUUCACGAGAUCUUUGAAAUUGUGGGCUCCCAACUCACUGAGACUGAUGUUGAGGUUUUGUCCUUCCUCCUUGAUGAAACCUAUCCUGAAAAACAUCCCCUCGAUCCUGAGGGAUGGGCCGAGGAGUCCCCUGAUAUGCCCGAUGGAACUCCGCAGAGCAAAUCUCCAUGCCCUCGGCUUCUGAAGGCAUGGCGGUGGAUACAGCCUCAGAAUGAGCCUUGUCCUAUCGCCUCUCGCCACCAUCUCAAGAGUGGUGUUGAACUGCUGUUAGAGUUGGAGAGACGAGGGUACAUAAACGAUGGAAACCUCAAACCUUUAUUUCAGUUGCUGCGAAUUCUGACACGACAUGAUGUCCUGUCCUUUGUCUCACAGAAGAAAAGAAGAACAGUUUCUCCUGAGCGAGAGAGAAUUGACUACCCUGAGGUGGAAUACAGAGGGGAAACCCAAAUCAGCCCAAACACAGAUAUACCGUCCUUGGAAAACACACAAGACCACCAGUGGAGAACAGGUGUCAGUUCUUCUGCCACGACAACCACCCCUGCCCGACGGAAGCGUGGCAGAGGCUGUCAGCGAAAAUCCAGAAGUUUGACGGAAAUCCAACCGCAGCCAACACCCAACAAAGUGACCUGUGAUAUUCGGCUACGUGUGCGUGCGGAGUAUUCAGAGCACGAGUCGGCUCUACGUGAUGGAGUCUCUUCGGACAAGCAGCAGCCUUUGGAGAGGCAAUUUGAACUGUUCAGUCGAGCGGGCUCGCUGCUUCGCACCCGGGACCUAGGGUCUAUUGUCUGUGACAUCAAGUUCUCUGAACUUGCAAACCUGGAUGCGUUCUGGGCAGACUACCUGAGCGGGGCACUGCUGGAGGCGCUGAAAGGGGUUUUCAUCACGGACUCUUUGAAGAGGGCAGCGGGACAGGAGGGGGUCAGGCUGCUUGUCAGCGUGGAUCAAGAUGAUUAUGAAGAGGGCAGGAAACUGUUGCUUAGCAACCAAGUACACAAUGAAACAACCUGGGCGGUAUAAAGGCCCUGAUUAAUGACAGAAUCACCUGAGACCUUCAGAUAUGAUUGAUGAAGAAAGAGUUUUGCCUUUUGACUUCAUUGCCCGUUGAGUGUUGGUGACCCUGCUCGGACGGAGAGCCUAUUAAAAGAUUCUAGAUGAAACUGGGCAGCCACUUGGACAUUUAUUAUUUCUGAAAGAAAAUUAUUGUUUAUCAUACACAGGUUAGUUUCAAAUGGCACUUUUAAAAUGGACAAGUGCGCUACUUCCAUAAACACACACCCCCUCUAUUCACCAAUAUACCAUUUACUGUGCCAGAGGUUGGUAUGUGGAUGUAAAGUUUUUUCUUAUGUGAUGACAAUUUUGAACUUGAAUGAACCCCCGUGGACUCAAGUUAUGUUUAACCUGGUCUAAGAUAUGUAAAAUAACAUUUUGGAUAAAGAAAUGUGUAUCAAGAAUGUAACUCAAGGACUCCACAAAAGGAAUGAAUUGAUGGAGGUGAAAUUGUUUCCCUUUCAUCCAUUCAGGUGUAUGCCCCAUUCCUGUAAUAGUGUAUAAUCUACCAAUGGAGUGUGGGGUAACAUUGUUUUGAAUAAUUUAAUUGAUUUUCAAUUUAAUUUAAGUUUCAGCCCCCAAUCUGAUAGCGAUAUAUUGGUGGACAGAAUCUCACACUGCCGCCAUCAGGCCAUUGUAUAGGAAACAUAACCUGACUACUCUUGGGUUGGUCUACUGUGCUGCAUUGGCUUCAGCAGAAAGAUUUAAGAGCUCAUAAUUCAAUGUUGAAAUCCUAAAUACAGUGGUUGACUGAACGUGAUCACAUUUGCCAGUUCAUACACUGGGCAGUGUAUUAAGGAUCAGGAGAGCUCUUUCUCUAAGCAAUUACAAGAAAGACUUUUAGCAUUUGUUAUGCAACUACUCAAUAAUUAUAUUCCUUUUUCCACAGAUUCCCACUUUGCAGAGUUGAAAGGUUGUCAGUUAGAUUAACAGGGUGACCAGAUGCCUUUGUAAAAGGCUGAAUAAACAAGGUUAGUUAAUUGUAAUUAAGGAAUGGCUCAUUUUACUUACGUCUUGACACACAACCAGAAUAACAUCUGGUCCUAUUUCUAGAGUAUGUUUGCUUAUAAAAAAAUGUAUUGGUCCAUUUUUUUAUGUCUGUACCCUUAUAGGAAACAUGCAAAGAAAGCUUAAAAGUUUUGUAGUACUGUAGUUAAUGGUGAUUCAGUUUGGAACAGUUCAGUGAUUAACAUAAAUGUGUUGGGAGAGGAAAAUUAAACCCUUUUGUUUUUUUUUCAAGCUUUUGUUUAACAUGAUAUAACCUGUUUUGGGACAUGUAAAUUUAUUUAAAUAUAAUUCUUAAUAAAGAUAAUAUAGUU
This is a messenger RNA of Triplophysa rosa, 2753 nucleotides long. RefSeq names its product death effector domain-containing 1 (gene dedd2). Gene Ontology annotation, molecular function: DNA binding; protein binding. The record is from RefSeq and is a predicted model, not a curated record. Lineage: Eukaryota; Metazoa; Chordata; Actinopteri; Cypriniformes; Nemacheilidae. Gene Ontology annotation, cellular component: nucleolus. The coding region runs from base 310 to 1404 and encodes 364 amino acids. Gene Ontology annotation, biological process: regulation of apoptotic process; extrinsic apoptotic signaling pathway via death domain receptors; apoptotic process. The transcript has 7 exons.